Vespula pensylvanica (western yellowjacket) is the source of this 1132-nucleotide messenger RNA. RefSeq names its product retinol dehydrogenase 14. The transcript is spliced from 4 exons. The coding region runs from base 120 to 980 and encodes 286 amino acids. The record is from RefSeq and is a predicted model, not a curated record. Lineage: Eukaryota; Metazoa; Arthropoda; Insecta; Hymenoptera; Vespidae.
AUAUUAUAAAUGAGUUCUCAGUUUCUUAUUUAAUAGUUUUCAGUGUUAUAAGUUUAUAUUUAAUAAUAUAUUGGAAUUAUUUUUACCGCAUUAUCAACUUUUGCGAAAAUAAUACGAGGAUGGUUGGUAAAACUGUGUUAAUUACUGGCUGCACGUCUGGCAUUGGCAAGGAAACAGCUAAGGAUCUAGCUAAGAGAGGUGCCAAAGUGAUCAUGGCAUGUAGAAACAUCGAUUUAGCCAACAAAAUUAAAGAGGACAUAAUAAAAGAAACAGAUAAUUGUAAUAUCAAUGUACACGAGUUGGACCUUGCUUCUUUCCAAUCUAUAAGAAAUUUCGCUCGGCAGAUAAACGAAGAGGAAAGUAAAUUAGAUGUUCUCAUACACAACGCUGGUGUAGCUCAAUUUUUUCGAAAUAAAGUCAGUGAGGAUAAUUUGGAAAUAACCAUGCAAACCAAUCAUUAUGGACCUUUUCUAUUGACUCAUCUCUUAAUAGAUUUGUUGAAAAAAUCAAAACCGAGUAGGAUAAUCGUAGUUUCGUCGUUUGGAUAUAAAUUUGCUUCAAUAAAUUUGAACAAUCCUAAUCCAACUAAUGCGAUUUUGCCAUGUUAUCUCUAUCUUGUCUCCAAACGUGCAAACGUAGUGUUUACAUUGGAAUUGGCACGUCGUUUGGAGGGUACUGGUAUUGUUGUAAAUUGUCUUCACCCUGGUGUUAUUGAAAGUAAUCUUUUUAGAGAGUUUCCAAUUAUAUUAUAUUGGCUUUUGAAAUUCGUACUGAAACCAUUUUUUAUAACGGUCGAGGAAGGAGCUCAAACGACUAUUUAUCUUGCUGUAUCCGAAGAGGUCAAAGUAUCUGGAAAAUAUUUUAAAAAUUGUGCGAAAGCAAGCUUAACGAGAAAGGUCAAAGACUCUGUAUUGGGAAAAAAAUUUUGGGAGAUCAGUGAAAGAAUUGUUAAAUUGCAACCAACCGAUCCAAAAAUAUAAGAUAUAAAAUUAAGAUACGUAAUUCUACAGUUAACAGCUAAUUAAAAAUGUAUGGUAACAGUUAAUUAUGUAAUUCUAUUAUUGUUAGAUUUGAUUAAACAGAUUACAUAAUUACUUUAAAGAUGUUAUAAUAAAUAAUAAUAAAACCACAA